UGGACUUCAGGUGAUGUGACCCCUGUUCUCAUGAAUCCUCUCUCGCAGUCACGCUCCAUUCCUCUGGCAGAAGGAAUAUGCCGUACCAUAUCAGACAUGAAUGCAGAUCAUGUGAUGGUCACACAGGAAACUUUAAUGGAGCAGUUAGUGAAAAAUUAUCCAGGCAUUGCAGUUCCCUCCCACAAUAUCUUAUACAAUAUCCUUGGCACUCUAAUUAAAGAAAGGAAAAUCUAUCAUACAGGAGGAUACUUCAUUGUGACUCCCAACACAUACUUUAUCACAAAUGAUGCCACAGAAGACAAUAGAAGGGUCUCAUUGGAGGACAGUUGUUGCUGUUCAUCGCCUUCCAUCUCUUACCUGGUAAACGUUGAGCGCUGUGCAGACCUAGUGAAAGAAAACAUUCCUACAGUAUCCUGUUACAGAUCCUGCCAUUGUUUCCCUGACCAGAACAUGCUCUGUGAACAAAGACAUCGGCAGCUAAUGAACCAUGAACCUAAUGGAGGAGGUAAGAAAGGCUGCAGUGAAUUGAAGCCUUCAGUUCAAACUGAAGGGAUCUCCACAUCUGCUGAAAACCAUUCCUGGGACACCAUCAAAUCCCUGACAUCUGUGAAAGAGAAACUGAAAAGCAAAAGGUUUGGCCUUGGCCUUUUCUGGAGAAGUGCUUCUAAAAAAGAAAAACAGAAGGAGUACUCCACUUUUUCAGCUCAGUUUCCUCCCAAGGAGUGGCCAGUCAGGGAUGAAGAGGACUUAGAUAAUAUUCCACGUGAUAUUGAACAUGAAAUCAUCAAGCGUAUUAACCCUACUCUUACAGUUGAUAAUUUGAUUAAACACACAAUAUUAAUGCAGAAGUUUGAGGAGCAGAAAAAAUAUAUCAGUAAGGGUACCUCGGCUGAAGUGUCAAUAGUCAGGCAAAACCAUCUUUCAAAGGAUUGUAUUCAAAAGACACAAAGUAAAACAGCAAAACACACCAGGAAAACCAAAUCAAAGAAAGAGAAGCAGAUUAGCAGAAGCAACAGGAAGUCUCACAUACAUGAGCUAAUAUCCCCAAACGAGAAACUGGAAGAGAGCCUUUCACUGCCUAUCGGGAACCAACAGCCAUUUGAUGUAGCAGUGGAAUCCCAUGUCAUAUAUAAAAAACAAAUUAAGAACCCUUUUCAGGGUCUGUCAUGGAGACGUAACUUUUAUGCGAAAGGGUACAAAGCUACUAUUAACAGUCAGCUGAAGUCCAGGACUCGAAAGCAAGGAAGGGCUUUACAAAGGCCAUGGUCCUUGGACUCCUCAAAAACCUUUGACUAUGAAACUGAACAGCUGGCUACUGAAGAGCAGGCUGACAAAGCUAAGCAAAACAAACUACUCCAUGCUAAUAGGUCUUCCCUCCAACUAAAGAAAGACAGUUUAAGUGAAAACUUUAGUUAUCCGCAAGGCAGUACUUUGCAAACAGAUAAUAAAAGUAAAGAGUUUCUGGAGAGUAAUAUUUCUGAAGAAAACAUCUGCAGAAGAACAGUCAAAAAAAAUCCUGUGGAUAUUAAAAAGUCCCCUCACUCCUACACUGAAGAUAAUGGUGUGUGCAAAGAAGAUGCAAAAUUUUCAUUACAUCUGAAAGAUGAGUAUUGCAGGUGCAAAGCUGACACUGUAUGUGAGUUAUUAGAUCAAACGGCAAAUGAAUUUCAAAAUGUGCGUCUUUCAAAUUAUACAGCCAAUGUUAACCUGGUAAAAAAAAUUGGUGUGAAAUACAGACAAAAGACUGAUAAACAGAGUGAACUUAUAUUUAAAUAUGACCGUGCCAGCCAUCCUGGAUCAAUGAAGCUGGAAAGUGAAGGAUUUACUGAUAACUGCCAUCUUCUGUACCAAAAAGCACAUGAUGGUGACACCUGUAACUCACUACAUCUGGAUGAUAAUUUUGAAGGCAAUGAACCAUGUCACCUGCUUCCUGGCCCUGCUUUUUCAGAUACAAGAGACUGGAGUAAAGCUGUACAAAACCUGGGGACAGCUAUGUUCCUAAAAAACUGUAAGGUUAAUACUUACCCCGCCCAGUACAACACAACUGUAAAUAAACGUGACUCUGGAGAGCAUGGAUAUAAGGAAAGCGCUAGCUUUGCAGAAUCAACAAAUGGCUCAAAAGAGCAUCCAAAAACAGAUUUCACAGAAAAAAGUUGUUUGUGCAGUCAGGUUCUUCCGAUAGGUCACAGAAAGGAAGAAGAAGCUGGCCCCACUGAAUGUGCGAAGGCUUCAGCUGUAGCAGAUUUCUGCCACGCUAAUGAGGCUGACUCAGAUGCUGACACUUUGCAGAACUUCACCCAUGAGAUGGGUGAAGUAGUGGCAUGUUGUGCUUUGGGCUCACAGACCAAAGAAAUGAGAAACCCUCUGGGAAAAAAAGAUCUGUUUUUUAAGAAUGCAUGUACUGUGAUACCAAGACAGAAACACUCGGAAGGGACAGAAAACCACAGCAUUACAGGAGACAGUGGAAUUGACUCCCCAAGAUGGACUGAAAAGAAGAUGAAGCUUCCUGCCAAAUUCUGAAAGCAUAAAUACUAAUGCAAAGAGGAGGACAAAGUGGAAGGACAAUUGCAACAAAAAUCCUUGCUUCAGCGAACUCUGGUCAUGAAUAUUUGAUUAUGUUUUUAACGAGCUUUGUAAACUUUCCCUCUGUAACAACAUAACCAUACUGUAAAUGUGAUCAGUCACAUCUGUGAGGCUGUCUCUAAAUCAAAGCUCUAGGUUAAAACUUUUGACCAUAGUAUUUGGAGAGCUAACGUAUAUUUCUGUUGCUCUCAUCUUUAAUUAGUUUUUGUGUCCCUGUGAUAAUAAAAAUGAGAACUGAUAUACUUCAUUCAGAUCACACCAUUAACCUGGGAAGGCUAUGUGUUGCUCU
Gymnogyps californianus (California condor) is the source of this 2872-nucleotide messenger RNA. It is a transcript of the gene STOX1, whose product is annotated as storkhead box 1. Bases 31 to 2520 code for a protein of 829 amino acids. The transcript is spliced from 3 exons. The record is from RefSeq and is a predicted model, not a curated record. Gene Ontology annotation, biological process: positive regulation of transcription by RNA polymerase II. Lineage: Eukaryota; Metazoa; Chordata; Aves; Accipitriformes; Cathartidae. Gene Ontology annotation, cellular component: cytoplasm; nucleus. Gene Ontology annotation, molecular function: DNA-binding transcription activator activity, RNA polymerase II-specific; RNA polymerase II transcription regulatory region sequence-specific DNA binding.